This is a messenger RNA of Dovyalis caffra, 1503 nucleotides long. The record is from the annotation of a GenBank genome assembly. NCBI's taxonomy places the organism in Eukaryota, Viridiplantae, Streptophyta, Magnoliopsida, Malpighiales, Salicaceae.
AUGUCAUCAAUUUACGUAUCAGAGCCACCAACAAAAGGCAAAGUGAUACUAAACACAACGUAUGGUCCUUUAGACAUCGAGCUCUGGCCUAAAGAAGCACCAAAAGCUGUUAGAAACUUUGUACAACUCUGCCUCGAAGGUUACUAUGAUAACACCAUCUUUCAUCGAAUAAUUAAAAGCUUUCUUGUUCAAGGCGGCGACCCUACUGGCACUGGCACAGGUGGUGAAAGUAUAUAUGGAAAUGUUUUUGCGGAUGAGUAUCAUUCGCGUCUGAGAUUUAAACAUAGAGGGUUAGUUGCAUGUGCAAAUGCGGGUAGGCCACAUUCAAAUGGGAGCCAGUUUUUUAUCACCUUGGAAAGGUGUGAAUGGCUUGACAAGAAGAAUACUAUUUUUGGAAAGGUUACUGGGGAUUCAGUAUAUAAUCUUCUGUCUCUUGGGGAGGUUGAAACUAACAAGCAUGAUGAUCGGCCAUUAGAUCCACCUCCAAGAAUAACAUCAGUUGAGGUACUAUGGAACCCUUUUGAAGAUAUCAUUCCAAGGGUAACUUCCAAGCCCUCAAAUGAAUCUGCAACUGAAACUGAAAAUAAAGAUUCAAAGAAGAAAGUUGUGAAAAAGCUGAAUUUGCUUUCUUUUGGAGAAGAAGCUGAAGAAGAGGAGAAGGAAUUGGCAGCCGUUAAGCAAAAGAUCAAGAGUAGUCAUGACGUAUUGAAUGAUCCUCGUCUCCUAAGAGAAGAAAAUCCAAGUAAAGAAUCGGUGUUUGAAUCAAUGCAGAACUAUCCUGAAGGUAAAAAAACCAGGGAUAUUCAGUUAUCCGUGAAAGAAGCUCUAAGCUCAAAGAAAGGCACUUUGAAAGAGGCUCCAAGCUCGACGAAAGAAGCAUCGCGGAGAGAUUCAGGAGCUGAAUCAUCUAACAGCGAUGAUGAUGAAGAAGAUGAGGCCAUUUUUGAUGCACGAAUGCGCCAGCAAAUACUUCAAAAAGAAAGGAGCUUGGGGAUGUUCCACCCAAGCCAAAGCAAAAUGGUACCAUCCAAUGCUGAAAGCACUGAUGAUGAACAACCAAAGGUAGAAAAAUUGUCAUUGAAGAAAAAGGGAAUAGGGUCAGAAGCCAGGACUGAACGCAUGGCUAAUGCAGAUGCAGACCUGCAGUUGUUGGGUGAAACCGAACGAGGAAGACUAUUGAAGAAACAGAAGAAGCGCCGACUUCAAGGACGUGAAGAUGAUGUUUUAGCAAAACUUGAAAAGUUUAGGAAGACCCUCUCUACAAAAGCUGAUGCCUCAAACAGCGAAUCUGCAGUUGCUGAUAAUGAGGAUUUGUCAGACUGGAGCACUGUCCGCCUAGCAUUUGCACCUGAACGUGGCAAGGAUGGUAUGUCUCGCAAAGAGGAUCCAAAUGACUAUGUUGUGCAGGACCCCCUUUUGGAGAAGGGGAAAGAGAAAUUUAACCGGAUGCAAGCGAAGCAAAAGAGACGAGAACGGGAAUGGGCUGGCAAAUCCCUUGCUUAG